CCCCGCGUAUAUUACAUUGGGAUUUCAAGAGGCAUAUAUAGCUCUGUAGUUAAUUUGAUUUUUGCAUUAUUAUUCUUUGUGUAUAUACAUUAAUUUUUCAAAAGUUUUGGAUGACAGUUGUACGCAUAAGACUGGAGAGAAGAGGAAGAGUAAUUGUUUAAUGGCUUUGCGAUUUGAGAUCCUUGGGAGGUUCAACCGUGCCCGUGCAGCUCAACUGACACUUCCUCACUUUGUGUGCCAGACACCUCUGUUUAUGCCCGUAGGGACUCAAGGGACGAUAAAAGGUUUGGCCACUAAUCAGCUUGAGGAAAUUGGUUGCCAGAUUAUACUUGGGAAUACAUAUCAUUUGGCUCUCCGUCCUACUUCUGAGCUAAUCGACGAGUUGGGGGGUCUCCACAAAUUUAUGAACUGGCCAAGGGCACUUCUUACUGACUCUGGUGGCUUUCAAAUGGUCUCACUAUUGCAUUUGGCUGACAUUACUGAAAAAGGCGUCACAUUUCAGUCACCAGUGGAUGGAAAGCCAAUGCUCCUAACGCCUGAGGAAUCAAUUCAAAUCCAAAGCAGAAUUGGAGCAGAUAUCAUUAUGGCACUGGAUGACGUUGUAAGAACCACAAUUACUGGGCCACGAAUUGAAGAGGCUAUGUAUCGUACUCUACGUUGGAUAGACAGGUGCAUAGCAGCUCACAAGAGACCACAUGAGCAGAAUUUAUUUGGCAUUGUCCAAGGUGGCUUAGAUCCAGUGUUAAGGGAUAUAUGUGUCAAGGGGUUAGUGGAUCGGAAUUUGCCCGGCUAUGCUAUUGGUGGUCUUGCAGGCGGCGAAGAUAAAGACUCUUUUUGGCGUGUUGUUGCUCAGUGUACUGCUGCACUGCCUGAGGACAAACCACGAUAUGUUAUGGGUGUUGGUUACCCAUUGGAUAUCGUAGUUUGCAGUGCUUUGGGGGCUGACAUGUAUGACUGUGUCUACCCCACUCGCACUGCUCGCUUUGGCACAGCUCUUGUACCUGAGGGUGUUCUAAAACUUAAACACCGGGCAAUGGCUGAUGAUAUCCGUCCCAUUGAUCCCACUUGUGAGUGCAUGGUCUGCAAAAACUAUACAAGGGCCUACAUUCAUUGCCUCGUUACAAAAGAUGCUAUGGGAUCUCAACUUUUAUCAUAUCACAAUUUGUAUUACAUGAUGAAGCUUAGCAGAGAUCUGAACUCAUCGAUUAUCCAAGGGCAGUUUCCAGAGUUUGUAUGCAAGUUCCUGCAGAAAAUGUUCCCCAAAGGCGAUGUACCUGAAUGGGUCUGCAAUGCCAUGGAGGUUGCUGGAAUUGAUAUUUCUUCCUGCUGUGCUCCAUUCACGACAUCCCAAGAUUAGACAAUAGGAAACACAGAAUCCAAGAGACUAAUGUGUAGGCAUUCCACAGGUAACCUGGCAGCAUAUAUUUUGCAGUCCAUAUGCUGCUUUACUAGGAUUUAUACCCAAUUGAAGAAAUCUUGUGUCACGGGAUUGAAAAAUACACAUUGUAUGAAUGCAUUUUUGUCCAUGAAUAUUGAAUAGUUUUUCUUUGAUUUGAUUUUUUCAUCUUCACCACCCAAUAUUAAAUUGAUACUCUUGUAUCAGGGGUUGGAUAUUAUAGAAUUUCAUGUUCGGUAUUUUUCACAUUUCCACACAUACAUAUGCAAGCUUUGGAAAAUAUUGUGAUUCGUAGGCUAAAGUGAGAAAAUGUCACCACCUCUGGCUUAACCGGUGUGGCUUGGGAUAAUGAUGCUUCAAACUCGCUUUCUAAGGGAAAGACCUUUUUGCAGAGAUCCAACGAUCAAACUAUAUAUUGAGGUAACGCCCUAUCGAGCUUCAAAUUUGAAUGAAGGAGCUCACACUCAAAAUUGAAGUGUCUGCAUUGCUGGUGCAUCUAAUUGCUACUAGGUAACACAAUAUGCCAUCUAUUUCAUACUCUUUUUGUACUGUACAUCUAUUUUGGAUCUUACAUGCACUUAUGUUUUUGUUGUCAAUCACAAUUGAGACAUCUAGUACAAUUCAGGCCGAAAACCAUGUGCUGCCCCUCCAGCAAUCGAUGUCAAUAGGUCAAUCAUAUUUAAUGGAGUUUGGACUUUGAUUUAUUAGGAGAUACCCUUGCCUUUGUCGGUUAACGUAAAUGGGAACGUUAUAACAAAACCAAUCUUUCGAUGCCUUUUUCCUGUUUAUAGUUAGAUUUGCAAAUCAAUACCGACCAGGACAUAUAUCUCUAUCCUUGUCUUGUUAAUCACCACCAAUCUACUCUUUUGUGCAAGUCAACUGAGUCCACAUCCUAUUGCUUCAAUUCAUGUGGCUAGGCUCUUCAAUAGUAUGGAUUUGGAUCCAAAUCUAAAUCAAAUGAGACGUGUAUGGAUUGAUAUUUUUGAUUUUGUAAUUCAUAUUUGA
Ilex paraguariensis (yerba mate) is the source of this 2401-nucleotide messenger RNA. The record is from the annotation of a GenBank genome assembly. NCBI's taxonomy places the organism in Eukaryota, Viridiplantae, Streptophyta, Magnoliopsida, Aquifoliales, Aquifoliaceae.